UCGAGUCAAAUAAACAUGUCAUAAUAUAUAAAACUAUUUAAAGAAUUAACGUUAGAGCUGCAUGACAAUUGCGUGGAGAUUACCUUUCGUGGAUUUCAUCAGUUGAAUUGUUAUUACAAAUAAUUUAUAAAGCACAAAUAUGGCUGUGACUAGUAAAGUGUCUUUCCUUCUGUCAUCUAUACUCACAAUACUUUUGUUUUCCGGAAUGCAAAUGUACAAAAAUUGGUUAACAUCCUCCCAACUUCACAUUAUUUUUGGAGGUUACAUUGGAUCCAUGGUAUUCUUAUUUCUUCUCACUGCCCUCGGCAAUUUGGAGUCAAUUUUGUUUGGCAAGUCGUUUCAGUUGAAAUUUUUUCCAGAAGUUUUCAUAUCCAUCAUUAUUUCAAUGGUGGCAUCAGGUCUGAUACAUAGAGUGGCAACAACAACUUGUUUUUUGUUUUCUGUAGUAGCAUUGUAUUACAUUAAUCGUAUAUCUCAGGAUACCUACUCUGUACCAGUUCCUUCAGUAAAUGUCCAUGCUAAAAAGAAAAAAUAAAAGUCUUCGUCU
This is a messenger RNA of Copidosoma floridanum, 547 nucleotides long. RefSeq names its product protein KRTCAP2 homolog. NCBI's taxonomy places the organism in Eukaryota, Metazoa, Arthropoda, Insecta, Hymenoptera, Encyrtidae. The record is from RefSeq and is a predicted model, not a curated record. Gene Ontology annotation, biological process: protein N-linked glycosylation.